Messenger RNA from Capsaspora owczarzaki ATCC 30864, 1811 nucleotides. RefSeq lists its product as hypothetical. Bases 14 to 1522 code for a protein of 502 amino acids. The transcript has 7 exons. The record is from RefSeq and is a predicted model, not a curated record. NCBI's taxonomy places the organism in Eukaryota, Filasterea, Ministeriida, Capsasporidae.
CACGUUGGAGAAAAUGGCGUCUUCCACCUUGUCCUCGCGCGCUCCAACGACGCCACUCACGUAUCGCUCGCAGCCGCACGCGACGAGCGCCGCUGCGAUGCGCACUGGCUCUGGCAUCACUUGGCAGCCAUCGACGCCCUCGUCCAGCCGCCGAUCGACGACGAUGACGACGAUGACGACGACGACGACCACGACCACAACGCAUCAGCUGCAGCGUGCGAGCGGAGACGGAUCAGCGCAGCUCGCCCCGUGGCCCACCGAUCGCACCUCGCUGCUGCUGCUGCUGCCACCGCCGUCGCUACAGGCUGACCGAAGGAGUGCUGCAGGCUCACACAGCAGCCCCGAGGAGUCGUCGCUGGCCGACGUGCUUGGCUUGGCGGAGCACAAGCAGCAGAGCGAUCCAGGCUCAGUCGCAGGCUGGCUCAACGCGCAGGUCCGUGGAGCGGGAGAGCCGAGCAAGACAUCCAAGACGACAACACUCCAGGGUGGACAAGCUGCCAGCAGUUCGAGCGGCGAGGAGGGCGAGUCGCUGCCUGCACUGUGGACGCGCUUCAACGAGGCAUCCACACUCCAAUCCAAGCAGCCGGCUGCGAAUGCCAACAGCCCCUUUGCGCUGUUGCUGGCGUCACUCUCCGAUCCUGCCCGAUUGGUUGUGCCUGCCAGUGCGCCUUCGGUUGCAUCGGAGGCUGCUGAGGACGCCCAUGCGCAUCCUGCGCACGAAAGCUUUUUGCCGUCGCUCGCCACACCGUCGCGGCAUGUCAAGAAGACUCCGGUUGCUAAAAACAACAAGAUCGAUCUCGCAGUCUCUCAGCAGGACGACGACAAGGCGAUUGCAGAGCAACUCAUGAAGAAGCGACAGUCUCCCAGCCGAUCUGCUAUUGGGACGAACGCGACCACCGUAUCGGAAACUGAUAUUCCGUCAGGGAUUGACUAUGACGCUGCGCUGAAAUUGACCCAAGAGCUCAAGACCAACAUUACGCAGUAUCAGGCGAAAAUGGAGGCUGACUUCAAAGCACUUCAGUUGAUGCAAACCCUCACCAAGGCCGCCCCACCUCCAGUCUCCCAGCCUACGACAAUGUCCACUCUUCUUGACAACCUGGACUCUGAGCGCACUCGACUCCAGGAACAGUUAAAUCAGCUGGACGCAUCGUUUUCGGAAUCUCGAGAAAAGAAGGCAGUCAAGAAACCCACCGAACGCAACGACGGACUGAGCAGCCCGCUGGAAUCGAAGCUUGAUAAGAUGAGUGCUCAACAGAAGGAAACGCAACACCAACUGCACAAGAUGGCCGACUCCACAGUCAACAAGGUGCGAGCAGCCUCUGCACGAGCAGCCGGUCGGCCUGGAUGGCCUGCGUGGGCCAUCCUUGGUUUUGUCGUACUCCUCCUCGCCGUUUUGUUGCAAAUGCUCUUGCUGGCUGAUACGUCUGGGUCGUCGGCAACGAAUUCGAGGCCGCUGCUGGACUGGACAGGGUUGCUUCGUUGGCUGGGUGCGGGCGAACUCGCAGGCGCUCGCCCAGUGUAGAACCGAGUGUCGCACAUGCUGCUUGCAAAACCGUUCAGCUUGAGGCAUAAGGACGCUGCGAUUGUUUUUCAGUUGCACGUGCGUGUCAAUUGGCGCCGUGAAUUUGAUAGUGGGGCGAAUUGUGAUGUUUAUUUUGUUCAUUCAAACCUCAGACGUCGAGUCGGUAUUGCCGACUCGAGAAUCCGUUGUUGGGAGGAGGAGGGGGCGGUUGGAAAAAGUUGACACCUGGGUUUUCACCGCCUGAAUGGGGUUUGAGCUUGUUGGGUUGUGAUGCAUGGCCCGCGAUCGC